CUUUAAUACAUCUCUCUUCACUUCAAGCUACGCCAUCCCGACGAUGCUUGUCGCAGCCUGGCCACCAUGAACGGCGUAAUAGAGGCGCUGCACAUCUAUGAUGAGCAUAAUCGUGCGAUUCUCUCUCAUACCUAUACCUCCCGUCCACUUUCCGCAACUCAUCUUCUUCCACUCUACCUCGAACACCCAGCUCCAAGACCCAAUCUAAUCUACCUACCGAAUACGAAUUCUCCGACUCUUGUAUUCAGUCUCACGCAUGCCAAUCUACUUUAUCUAGCCACAUCUUCCUCCGAAAUAGAACCCCUUCUCGUACUCGAAUUUCUCCAUCGUGUAAUCGAUGCCCUCGAAGAAUUUCUUGGUGCGCCGGUAUUAGCACACAAGAUCGAAGCUAACUACGAUGUCGUCGCUCAACUCCUUACCGAGAUGUGCGACGCUGGCACUAUCAGUACUACAGAACCGAACGCCUUGAGGGAUGUAGUUGAGGUGGAAGGUUUGUUGGGCAAACUACUUGGAAGCAUCAAUUUACCGGGAAAAUCUCCGAGUAACUCCAGUACACCGUCACUUAUAGCUCAAAAUGCGCCGGCACUACCUUGGAGACGAGCGAAUGUGCGACAUACAUCGAAUGAACUUUAUGCCGAUAUUGUAGAGACGUUAUCGGUUACUCUCGCGCCAUCUGGUAGGCCGAUUGCCGCAUACGCAAAUGGCACGAUCGCUUUCACAUCUAAAGUAUCUGGAGUUCCAGAUAUACUCUUAAAUCUUACAGGACCAUCAGGGAAACACAAUCUGAGAAGUGUCAUGGAGCUGCCGGUAUUCCACCCAUGUGUUCGCUUAAAUAGGUGGAGGGACAGCCCAGGGGAGCUCAGCUUCAUACCGCCAGACGGACGUUUCAUUCUCGCAGGCUACGAGGUCGAUUUAUUACCUUUUACUAAUGGCAAGGCUGGGAAUUUGAGCUCAAACAGUUUAAGACUCCCUGUGAAUAUAGAAGUCAAGACCGGUUUGGGUUCCGCUGGCUCCGACUUUGAAGUGCGACUCAAUCUCAAUAGGAAUUUCGGACCCUCUAGUUCAUCUUUAUCUGGUUCCAAUCGGGGAGGGGGAUCGGCCGGGAGAAGUUUCGGAGGCCCUCACGCGGGAUCAGCUGCCGCGCCGUUAUUACAAGACCUUGUUGUUUCAGUGCCAUUACCUUCAGAAGUUAGGAACCUUUUGGAUCUUCGGCCGAGCAAAGGAGAUGCCACUUUCAACCUGGCAGAUAAGGUGUUAGAAUGGCAUAUACCGACGAAGGAGCUUUCAGCCGGGGGUUCAUAUUAUGGCCUUCGGUGCACAGUCCUGGGUCCGUUCACUGAAGAACAAGAAGAUGCAGAUCCUAAUGGAUUCGGCUUUGGUAAAGAUUAUACCUACGAUGAACCGUAUCAAAGCAAUACGGACAAGAAGACCAAGAAAAACGAAGGGGCCUCAGAAAGCGAGAAGGAUGCGAAAAGGAUAGCUCAGAAUAAGAUCCUGAUGCCUAGUUCCGCGUCUGUCAGUUUCUCGGUCAAGGGGUGGUUAUCGAGCGGAAUUAAGGUCGAGAGCAUUCUGAUAGAUCCGAGGAAAAGUAGAGGUCUCGGAGAAGGAGUAAAGCCCUAUAAAGGAGUGAAGUACCUUACCGUCAGUAAGGGAGGUGUUGAGAUCAGAUGUUGAACGCGCAUAAGGUAGCACGUUACAUUUGGAGUUGGAGAAUGCAUUGCAUGGUUGGAGUUUUGGUAUAACAGCUCCAGUUUACAGAUACUACCAUGCGUAGAUCAUCGAGACGAUCAAGCUAGUAUUAAAUUAAAUAAUUACCUAUGUGACCUGUCAAUGCCAUGAUUACAUAGCCCAGAUGUGGGAUUCC
This is a messenger RNA of Hypoxylon trugodes, 1864 nucleotides long. RefSeq names its product Mu homology domain-containing protein. The transcript has 2 exons. The record is from RefSeq and is a predicted model, not a curated record. Gene Ontology annotation, cellular component: cytoplasmic vesicle; clathrin adaptor complex. Gene Ontology annotation, biological process: intracellular protein transport; endocytosis. NCBI's taxonomy places the organism in Eukaryota, Fungi, Ascomycota, Sordariomycetes, Xylariales, Hypoxylaceae. The coding region runs from base 67 to 1674 and encodes 535 amino acids.